Talaromyces marneffei is the source of this 1422-nucleotide messenger RNA. RefSeq lists its product as uncharacterized. Lineage: Eukaryota; Fungi; Ascomycota; Eurotiomycetes; Eurotiales; Trichocomaceae. The record is from RefSeq and is a predicted model, not a curated record. The transcript is spliced from 2 exons. The coding region runs from base 1 to 1422 and encodes 473 amino acids.
AUGGCAAACCACCCAGAGAACGCAAAAACCCCACUCCUGAGCGACGAUGAUCUUUCGAGAUCAGACUCCUACGAGCAUCUCGUCUACUCAGAAUCUGAUUCGGCUUCCCUGUCCGGAUCAACCGUUUAUAACGACCCACCAGUCCUUGAGGGCAAGGGGACCAUGGAUGUAGAUGCAGAAGCGGAUACUAAAAGCCUACCUGAAUAUACGGAGUAUGAGACCACUCAUCUUGAAAAGGGUCAGUUGCCACAAGAUGAGCCGGGUCAAGAUAAUGGAGAAGAAAAUAGAUGCAAACGACGUGGUUGCGUUGGUCGUCGUCGGUGCCGGAGAGCAUCGGGGCAAUGCGACAAGAAGCGUCGUGUACGGAAACGUAUUGCGAUGUUUAUAAAGUUUAUAUUCCUCUUUGGACUAUUCUCGUUUUUUGUUACGAGGAUGUGUGUGAAGCACCGAAGGGAAUCAAUACCAACUGUCUUCUCAGACCACUCUUCGGAGGAGCUGCACAACGGUCGCCAGAUUAUCCUCAACACAGGUUCAACUGCCGUCUUUGGUCGUUACCCUCUUUAUGACCUGCUUUACAUCAAAACGACCUCAGGAAGCGUCAAUAUCCUUGUCGACCCUCAGCCAGCAGACCCGAAGAAGCCCGACGAACCAGCCCGGCUCAUUAUAGAAACCGACGCUGGCACUGUUUCAGUCGCCGUUUUGCAAUAUAGUAUAGACGCCAUUGCCACCUUUGAAAAUGGCAACACCAAGAAAGUCGACAACAUUAUUGACCUCGACUACUUGAAGACUUCGGGCGCGACGAGUAUCUCCCGGGUCAAGGGACAGAUUCCGUAUCGCCCCUAUGAAGUGGAGAUCAAGACUCAGAGCGGUUCGAUCAAUGGCAGGCUCAUUUUCACCACUUCUGCCAGUUUGAAAACGCAGUCUGGACAUAUUUCGGCUUCCUUUGCCCCUGUGGUGUCAGCCGAUGAAGUUGUCCAUGCCACAUUGACCACUGAGACGGAGAGCGGCGCUCAGGAUAUUUCCUUGAAUGAGCCUCUCAUUAUCGAUACCUCAGACAAUACAUACCAAACUGGUAUGGGAGGGACAUCGGCCUCUUCAUCGUCGCACAUCAGCCAGUCUGGAAGUAUCCAAGUCAAGUACCCCCAGUCCUGGGCCGGUCAUGUCGAGGCAUUUACUCAGUCAGGCUUGAUAAGACUCGGAGGCGAUGGCCUUGAAGUCAGAGAACAGACUCAGGGACAUGCUGUGGGUGUCAAGUAUCCUGACAGCGAUGAUAACAAGCACGGAUGGCCCGGAAGUCGCGGUGACAUGGAUGUCGUCCUUGAGUCGGCGGGCUCUGGUUCUGUCCAGUUCUGUGUCAAGGAUGGAUUGAUUCCAGUUGAGGAGUCGGAAGACUUUGAAGUGUAUAAUCUUCGCGAGUAUUAA